This is a messenger RNA of Colletotrichum scovillei, 1395 nucleotides long. RefSeq names its product WLM domain-containing protein. Gene Ontology annotation, molecular function: proteasome binding. Bases 197 to 1237 code for a protein of 346 amino acids. Lineage: Eukaryota; Fungi; Ascomycota; Sordariomycetes; Glomerellales; Glomerellaceae. The record is from RefSeq and is a predicted model, not a curated record. The transcript has a single exon.
UGUCCCAUCACGGGGUGGCCAUCUGCGCCUCAGCCCGCACUCGUUGUGCUUCCCAACAUUUCCAUGAGUGCCACCCACUUCUGUAUAUAGACGCACAAUUUGGCGCACUCCUUGCAACCCUGCACAUAUCUAGCAAAAUACCAAGCUCUACGGAUAAACCCGACUACGAUCACCAAUUCAAACCCCCCCACCAACCAUGGCCGAACCACACUCUUGCGAGUCCGACUACGACGACUCCGCCGAUGAAGCCAUCACCAUAACGCUCACCCACCGCAACACACCACACACCUUCAAGUAUCCUCCGGAUGGAACAAUCACCCACCUCUCCGAAGAUGUCGAAGACACCCUCUUGAUCCCCGCCUCAAACCAAAAGUUCAUCGUUCCGAAACUCGGCCUCCUCAAACCCCCCUUCAAAGACCCCGACAUGUCCCUCGUCGACCUACAAAACAAAAAGAUUAUGCUCAUGGGCGUCGAGGCAAAGGAGGUCGCCUCCCUUCAAGCCGCAUCCGAGUUCGCCGCGAAACGAAACGCUGCCCGCAGCGCCGCCCGCAGACAGAACCGGCCCUCGAGGAGGCGAGACCAGGGCCGCGCGCAGGCGGACAGCACCUAUACUUUCCUCUCCGUCCGACCGCUAGCAGGCCUCCCGCGUCCAGAGAGAUCUCUGGCGCUUCUCGAGAAGCUGAAAGAGGACCCGGGCAUCCGCGCCUCCAUGCGCAAGCACAAGUUCAGCGUCGGCCUCUUGACGGAGAUGGAACCCCUAUCCAACACGCAGUCCAACCACGAGGGGACGACUCGACUCCUCGGCCUGAAUCGCAAUAAUGGAGAAGCGAUCGAACUGCGGCUGAGGACGGAUGCGCACGACGGCUAUAGAGACUACAAGACCAUUCGCAAGACGUUGUGCCAUGAGCUGGCGCAUAACGUACACAGCGACCACGACCGCAACUUUUGGGACUUGUGCCAUCAGAUCGAGCGCGAGGUCGACGCGGCGGACUGGAAGCAUGGCGGACACACGGUCGGAGAGGGGUCUUCGUACUAUGCGCCGGGACAAGACGAGGAGGAGGACGUCGAGGACCACGGUGGUUGGGAAGGCGGCGAUUUCGUCGUGGGAGGGAGCGGUGGUGGCAACGCUGGCUUGAGCCGACGAGAGAUCCUGGCCAAGGCUGCAGAGGAGAGAGCCAAAAAGAUGAACAUGGAGAGGAGGGACGGAGGAAAGCCUGACUCUGGCCCGUCGUCGUAGAGGUUCUGCAUGGUUCCCGGGGCAGCAUUGAAGCGUUCGUAUGGUGUUACUGUUACUCUGCUUUCUGGAUUUAGCAUUGCGCAGGCGUUGCGGUGGCUUGGAUAUGGGACAUUAACUGACCUCGCUGGUCACGGAGUAGUUAGUCAUCUCAAUCACGA